AUGUCGGAUCCAGCAGAAGCUGAGCGUUUGCUUGGUGAUGGUCAAGAGCGCAGAAAGGUAAAAAGAGAUAUAUGUGCUAUAUGUUUUAUGGCGGCGCUAAUCGUAGGUGCAGUAAUAGGAUUGGCCGCAGUAUGGGCAUCGUUGGAAAAUGUUGAAACUCCUAAAAGGAGCGUCAUCCUUAUGAUCUCUGACGGAUUUGGUCCAACAUCAGAGACCUUUGCUCGUACUUAUAAUCAACAUGUGAAUAAAUUGAAAUAUAAUUAUGUCUCACCCUUGGAUGAAAUUUUGGUUGGAUCUUCUCGAACUAGAUCAUCUAGUAGUUUGGUUACUGAUUCUGCCGCCGGAGCUACAGCUUUUGCAUGUGCUGUGAAAUCUUACAAUGCCGCUAUUGGAGUUACUUCAAAGAAAAUACCUUGUGGUACCGUACUGGAAUCUGCAAAAUACCUUGGUUUAGCAACAGGUUUGGUUGUUACAAGUCGUAUCACCCAUGCCACACCAGCUUCAUUUUCAGCUCAUGUGAUUCAUAGAGAUAUGGAGGCUGAUAUUGCUACACAACAAAUUGGUGAUAAUCCCCUUGGAAAUCAAGUUGAUUUAAUGUUUGGUGGAGGUCGUUGCUAUUUCUUGCCAAAUCGUACAGAAGGAAGUUGUAGAAUUGAUCAACGUGAUUUGCAUAUGUCAUAUGAAAUUGAUCGUGACCCUACUCAAGAACCAUCUUUGAAAGAAAUGUCGGAAAAGGCUCUAAAAUUUCUUGAUUCCGCAACCGCGAAAAACGAUAAGGGAUUUUUCCUCAUGAUCGAAGGCAGUAGAAUUGAUAUGGCUGCUCAUAGUAAUGAUCCUGCUACACAUGUUCACGAUAUCUUGGCCUACCAUGAAACAGUUGAAUUAAUCAAGAAUUAUGUUGAUGAACACCCUGACACGGUUAUGAUUUCAGUCAGUGAUCAUGAAACUGGUGGAUUAUCUCUUGCCCGUCAAGUUAGUCUCGAAUACCCGGAAUAUUUGUGGUUUCCUGAAAUGUUAACGCGCGUAAAGAAUUCUUCAUUUAUUCUUUCACAGGAACUAGUUCAAUAUUGGAAUGAAGAUCGUGAAGAAUUUAUUAAAAAUUCGAUAAUUAAUUAUGGUUUAGGAAUAGAUGAUGUUCUAGAUUAUGAAAUCAAUUACCUACAAAAAAACCAUUCUCAGGUGGAAUAUGAAUUCUAUUUGGCUAAUAUGACAAGUAUAAGAGCUCAACUAGGGUGGACAACGCAUGGACAUACUGCCGUUGACGUUAAUCUUUAUGCUUAUGGGAAGGAUAUCGAAUUUUUACGUGGAAACCAUGAAAAUAUAGAGAUUGGAGAUUUUAUUGUUGAAUAUCUUAAUUUGGAUCUUGAUACCAUUUCAUCUAAAUUAAAGAAUUCUACCUUCCAUCAACCUACCGAUUCCACUCAUUACCACGCCGAUAAGCAUCACCCUCACACUCACGUCUAA
This is a messenger RNA of Funneliformis geosporum, 1464 nucleotides long. The record is from the annotation of a GenBank genome assembly. Lineage: Eukaryota; Fungi; Glomeromycota; Glomeromycetes; Glomerales; Glomeraceae.